AUGGCCAAUACCACAACUCCCAUAUACACAGAUACGCCGUUGCCUUUAAUCCACACGCCCAGAUUCAAAACUAGCAAGGCACAUGACCCUUUCACAAUCGAAGCAUCGCACAUGGCUCUUAGCCACAACGCGUUUAUCCGCGGCUUCAACAGCAUAUAUCAGCAAGCGCCUCGUAUACAGGAUCCUAUCAACAAAUCCGAAUUCGUCGGAUACUGUCUGGCUUGGAUUGAUUGCGUCGCACAACACCAUCAUUACGAGGAGACGGAGUUUUUCCCGAAUAUCGAUAAGGCGGCUGGUCGGAAAGGUUUGAUGGACGGCGCAGUCCAUGAACAUGAAGAAUUUUACGGCGGAAUGGAUCAGAUAAAGAAGUAUCUUCAGGACAAGGGUGGGGAUUUCUUACCGGCGGAGUUGAUUGGUAUUAUGGACUCAUUUAAGGAACCGCUGCACAGCCAUCUCACGUCUGAACCACCUGCUAUCGCAGCGCUCGCUCAAUACGAUACUACAGAUACCCCUAUUGAUAUCCUAGGCACUGCUGAUGCUGCUGGCAAGAAGCAGGUUACCUUGGGUUUCCUAUUCAACACACUUCCCGUUUUCUUCCUGAAUAUGGAGACCAUUGAAUUUGAGGGUGGCAUGUGGCACGAAGUAUUCCCGCCUCUAAAGGGGAUAGUCAAGACAAUUAUGACCAAGACUGUUCCUAUGUGGCAUUCCGGCCGAUGGCGCUUCGUGAGUUGUUCACCCGAGGGCGAGGUCAAGCAAUUAGCGGUAUGA
Hypoxylon trugodes is the source of this 768-nucleotide messenger RNA. RefSeq lists its product as uncharacterized. Lineage: Eukaryota; Fungi; Ascomycota; Sordariomycetes; Xylariales; Hypoxylaceae. Bases 1 to 768 code for a protein of 255 amino acids. The record is from RefSeq and is a predicted model, not a curated record. The transcript is spliced from 3 exons.